Molecule: messenger RNA, 1634 nt
Organism: Perca flavescens (yellow perch)
Lineage: Eukaryota; Metazoa; Chordata; Actinopteri; Perciformes; Percidae
Gene: celf5a
Product: cugbp, Elav-like family member 5a
Exons: 12
Coding region: 1-1569 (522 amino acids)
Molecular function (GO): RNA binding
Source: RefSeq, a predicted model, not a curated record
AUGGCCAGAUUCACUCAGACUGAAACAAGAAGGCAGCACCAUCCACAGCAGCUCCAGCCCGCUUACUCCAGCCUGGUUUUCACCGGACCGGGGGUACCACCGAGCCAACAACCACUACUACUUAUCCCACAUCAGCACCAGUACCCUCAGAUCACAUUUCCGAAACCCAUGAACGGGUCAGAACCCAUUUCAAUUCAUCCGGAGAGCGGCAACAUGAAAGACCAAGAUGCCAUUAAGCUGUUUAUCGGGCAGAUACCGCGGAACUUGGAAGAAAAAGACCUGAAACCCCUGUUUGAACAGUUUGGGAAAAUCCACGAACUGACAGUUCUCAAGGACCGAUACACCGGCAUGCACAAAGGUUGUGCAUUCCUCACCUACUGCGCCCGAGAGUCGGCCAUCAAAGCCCAGAACGCCCUCCAUGAACAGAAAACACUGCCAGGGAUGACUCGCCCCAUCCAGGUGAAACCGGCUGACAGCGAGAGCCGUGGAGAAGACAGGAAGUUGUUUGUUGGGAUGCUGAACAAACAACAGACUGAGGAGGAUGUUUACCGCCUCUUCGAACCCUACGGAGUCAUCGAGGAGUGCACGGUCCUAAGAGGUCCUGACGGAAACAGCAAAGGUUGUGCCUUUGUCAAGUUCUCCACACAUACAGAGGCUCAGUCUGCAAUCAGUGCCCUCCACGGUAGCCAGACCAUGCCAGGUGCUUCCUCCAGCUUGGUGGUCAAGUUUGCCGACACAGACAAGGAGCGCACCAUCAGACGUAUGCAGCAGAUGGUUGGGCAGUUUGGCAUCUUCAACCCAGCCAUCGCCCUUCCCUUCAGCACCUACAGCUCUUACGCACAUGCGCUAAUGCAGCAGCAGGCAGCCAUCAUGGCAGCAAGCCACGGAGGUUACCUCACGCCAAGCGUGGCUUUUCCCGCCACACAGAUCCACCAGAUGGGGGCGCUCAACAUCAACAGCCUCCCACCCACCACCAUGACCCAGGUGUCGGGCCUCAGUUCUCCACCAGCCAACAUCACCACCUCCGCCGUGCCCAGCAUCGUCACGCCCAUCGUCAACGGAUUCACCGGCAUCCCUCAUCAGCCCAACGGACACCCUUCUGUGGAGACUUUGUACACCAACGGCCUGCCACCCUACUCUACCCAGAGCCCCACGGCUGCUGACACCCUCCAGCAAGCCUUCACUGGAGUACAGCAAUACACAGCGAUCUACCCAGCCACCACGCUGACUCCCAUUGGCCAGACACUGCCCCAACCACCCCAGGUCAUCCAGCAGCAGCAGCAGAGAGAAGGUGAGGGUCCGGAGGGUUGUAACCUGUUCAUCUACCACCUGCCACAGGAGUUUGGAGACAAUGAACUCAUGCAGAUGUUUCUGCCCUUCGGCACCGUCAUCUCCUCUAAGGUCUUCAUGGAUCGGGCAACCAACCAGAGCAAGUGCUUCGGUUUCGUGAGCUUCGACAACCCUGCUAGCGCACAGGCAGCUAUUCAAGCCAUGAAUGGCUUUCAGAUUGGGAUGAAGAGGUUGAAAGUGCAGCUAAAGAGACCGAAGGAUGCCAGCCGCCCUUACUGACACAGCCUGCCUUCAGUAUUCAUUGCAGCAGCACAGGUUUUAGAGGACACGUGAAGAUAUCUCGG